This is a messenger RNA of Tympanuchus pallidicinctus (lesser prairie-chicken), 3712 nucleotides long. It is a transcript of the gene AP1G1, whose product is annotated as adaptor related protein complex 1 subunit gamma 1. Gene Ontology annotation, cellular component: AP-1 adaptor complex; membrane coat; Golgi apparatus. The transcript has 24 exons. Lineage: Eukaryota; Metazoa; Chordata; Aves; Galliformes; Phasianidae. Gene Ontology annotation, molecular function: clathrin-cargo adaptor activity. The record is from RefSeq and is a predicted model, not a curated record. Bases 115 to 2580 code for a protein of 821 amino acids. Gene Ontology annotation, biological process: intracellular protein transport; Golgi to vacuole transport; receptor-mediated endocytosis.
GAGCGGUCCGGCGCGCGGAUCCCUCCGCCUGCGGUAUCGGUGCUGAGGCCGAUCCGCCGCCAUUUUGAAUGCCUGGCUCCUGCUGCCGCCUCCGCUCCAGGGACCGGCCCGAGGAUGCCAGCCCCCAUCAGACUGCGGGAGCUGAUCCGGACCAUCCGGACAGCAAGAACCCAGGCAGAAGAGCGUGAGAUGAUUCAGAAGGAAUGUGCUGCUAUCCGGUCAUCCUUCCGAGAGGAAGAUAACACAUACAGAUGCAGAAAUGUGGCAAAGCUGCUGUACAUGCACAUGCUGGGAUACCCUGCACAUUUUGGACAGUUGGAGUGCCUCAAGCUCAUUGCCUCUCAGAAAUUCACAGACAAGCGCAUUGGGUAUUUAGGUGCCAUGUUGCUGCUGGAUGAGAGACAGGAUGUCCAUCUUCUUAUGACCAAUUGCAUCAAGAAUGACCUUAACCACAGCACGCAAUAUGUGCAGGGGCUGGCACUCUGCACUCUUGGCUGCAUGGGCUCUUCAGAAAUGUGCAGAGACCUUGCAGGAGAGGUUGAAAAGCUCCUCAAAACAUCCAACUCCUAUCUUAGGAAGAAGGCAGCACUGUGUGCUGUUCACGUUAUUAGAAAGGUGCCUGAACUCAUGGAGAUGUUCCUGCCAGCCACCAAAAACUUGCUGAAUGAAAAGAACCAUGGUGUUCUACACACAUCAGUAGUUCUCCUCACGGAGAUGUGUGAGAGAAGCCCAGACAUGCUUGCACACUUUAGAAAGAACGAAAAGCUUGUUCCCCAACUAGUUCGUAUUCUGAAGAACCUUAUCAUGUCUGGAUAUUCACCAGAGCAUGAUGUGUCUGGGAUCAGUGACCCCUUUUUGCAGGUGCGAAUCCUGCGGUUACUAAGGAUUCUAGGGCGAAAUGAUGAUGAUUCUAGUGAAGCAAUGAAUGACAUACUUGCACAGGUCGCUACUAAUACAGAAACAAGUAAAAAUGUGGGAAAUGCCAUUCUCUAUGAAACUGUGCUGACUAUUAUGGACAUAAAAUCUGAGAGUGGACUGAGAGUGUUAGCCAUUAACAUCCUAGGCCGUUUCUUAUUAAACAAUGACAAAAAUAUUAGAUAUGUGGCUUUGACAUCACUGUUGAAAACUGUGCAGACAGACCAUAAUGCAGUACAGAGACAUAGAAGCACAAUUGUGGACUGCCUGAAAGAUUUGGAUGUCUCCAUUAAAAGGCGUGCGAUGGAACUGAGCUUUGCUCUUGUUAAUGGGAACAAUGUUCGUGGAAUGAUGAAGGAGUUGCUGUAUUUCCUAGAUUCGUGUGAGCCGGAGUUCAAGGCAGACUGUGCAUCAGGAAUAUUUCUUGCAGCAGAGAAAUACGCUCCUUCCAAACGCUGGCACAUAGACACGAUCAUGAGAGUCUUAACAACGGCAGGAAGUUAUGUUCGUGAUGAUGCUGUUCCCAACCUGAUCCAGCUGAUAACUAACAGUGUAGAGAUGCAUGCCUACACUGUGCAGAGACUCUACAAAGCCAUCCUUGGUGAUUACUCUCAGCAGCCACUGGUUCAAGUGGCCUCCUGGUGCAUAGGGGAGUAUGGAGAUCUUCUGGUGUCUGGUCAGUGUGAAGAAGAGGAGCCAAUACAGGUAACAGAGGAUGAAGUUCUUGAUAUUUUAGAAAGCGUUCUGAUAUCUAAUAUGUCUGCAUCUGUUACACGGGGCUACGCUCUUACUGCCAUCAUGAAGCUUUCCACAAGGUUCACCUGCACUGUCAAUCGCAUUAAGAAGGUAGUUUCCAUUUACGGCAGUAGCAUUGAUGUGGAGCUACAACAGAGGGCAGUGGAAUAUAAUGCACUAUUCAAGAAAUACGAUCACAUGAGGCCAGCCCUGCUUGAGAGAAUGCCUGUAAUGGAGAAAGUCACCACCAAUGGCCCUACAGAGAUUGUACAGACCAAUGGAGAGACAGAAACAGCGGUACUGGAAACCAAACCUCCACACUCUGGAUUGCAGCCUGGUAGCCAGGCAAAUGAUUUGUUGGACUUGCUGGGGGGGAAUGAUAUAACACCUGUAAUCCCCACUGCACCUACAAGCAAGCCAGCCUCUGCUGGUGGGGAGCUCCUUGACCUACUGGGAGACCUCAACCUAACAGGUUCCCCAGUAUCUGCCCCUGCACCCCAGAUAUCACAGCCUCCAUUCCUGCUUGAUGGACUGUCAUCACAGCCUCUCUUCAAUGAUAUUGCUGCAGGAAUCCCUUCAAUUACUGCUUACAACAAGAACGGGCUGAAGAUUGACUUCAGUUUUGAGAGGUCAAACACCAACCCCAGUGUCACUGUAAUCACAAUACAAGCCUCCAACAGCACAGAGCUGGAUAUGACAGAUUUUGUUUUCCAAGCUGCGGUACCAAAGACAUUCCAGCUGCAGCUUCUGUCUCCUAGCAGCAGUGUCAUCCCUGCAUUUAACUCGGGGACCAUUACACAGGUCAUUAAAGUCCUGAAUCCACAAAAGCAACAACUACGUAUGCGGAUCAAGUUGACAUAUAAUCACAAGGGCUCAGCAAUGCAGGAUCUAGCAGAAGUCAACAACUUCCCCCCUCAGUCUUGGCAGUGAGGCUCUGGCACUAUUCUUAUUCUCACCCCACCCAAUCAAAAGAACUCUGGGAAGAAGGUUGUGAUCCUUGGCAGUCCCCUAAACUGCACCAUGGGCAUGGGGAACAGAUGAGACCUGCUGAUGAGGAGGAAUUUUCCUGAAGUGAUUGCUGACUUUGAAGCAUAUCUGUUGAGACUAAUCUCCUCUCCUCUGCUGAUGAGGCUGGUGGCUUGUGGAGGCUACUCUGCACUCCCUCACACAUGCAUUCACAGCCAGAAGCAACAUUCCCUCCCUUCCCUGCCUCUCUACCCCCAAAGAAAAAACAGCCUGGUGUUGGAAGAGAAGUCUGGAAUUUCUUGCAGGGAAACUUUGUCUCUGCAGCAAGUGAACAACUGCCCCUUCUUUCUGCUGUCUUUUUUUUUUUUUUCCCCUGGGAUGGUCAAGUUGUGUUUUCAAUUGUUACUAGCUGGAUUAUUUUCAGGCACUUUCAUCUGGGGCUCAGAAUGGGAACUUGGAGAAUUUUAGGUCACCUUGCCUCUUUCUUACUGUAUCCCCCAUGUCUAAAGGGACUGGAGGCUUUUUUUGGCCUGUUCAGUGCAUUACUGUAUACACACACCUCUUAGUUAUGUGAUACUUACCAAGAGCAAGUCAGGCCUUGGGACUUCAUCUGCAGACCUGGGACAGUGCAGGAAAGAGGUGCUGGUGAGGCUGAUUAAAAUUGCGUUGGUGCUGUACUUGGAAAUGAAGACCUUACACUUGAAUUUUCUUUCUUUCCAUCAGUGGCUGCAGCCAUAGAGAUUCAGUCUUCUGUAGCUUCCCCAGAAGGUAUGGUGAUGUAUGAGAUGUAGCGAUCUAAGAAGCAGCUGGUUUUCUACCACAGUUGAUUUCAAAGCCUUUAGUUGUGGUUUAUGGCAAGAAAAGACACAUUCAAUUUUGUAGAUGAGUCUUUGAGCAAAAGCUCUGUUGCCUGCUGGGAGAUGCACCGGAGACUAUGCUGCAGAGUUGUUCUUAGUUAUUCCAGACUUUCUCCCCGGUUUAAUUUCCAGAGCCUGUUGUAGACUCCCUGGGUUCCAUUUGAUUUACUUCUGACUGGGAUAUUUGUGUUGUAUCUGUAACAUUGGCACUGAAAUAAAGACCAUGCGGUUUAAAGAGA